Ilex paraguariensis (yerba mate) is the source of this 558-nucleotide messenger RNA. Lineage: Eukaryota; Viridiplantae; Streptophyta; Magnoliopsida; Aquifoliales; Aquifoliaceae. The record is from the annotation of a GenBank genome assembly.
AUGCAGAUGAAUCUUAUCAAGGACAAUUGUCAAAAUUUCGAAAUUGCUACACCUCUAGCCAUGGGAGCGGGACAAGUUGAUCCAAACUGCGCACCUGAUCCAGGUUUGAUAUAUGAUGCUACUCCACAAGACUACGUUAAUCUCCUCUGCUCCAUGAAUUUCACUCAGAAUCAAAUCUUAACCAUAACCAGAUCAAACAGUUAUCCUUGCUCAAACCCGUCUGCUGAUCUGAAUUAUCCAUCAUUCAUCGCUUUGUUCUCUAACAAAACAAUGGGGAACGACAUAUUGAUUCAGAAAUUUCAGACUGUCACAAAUGUAGGGGAUGGUGCAACGACAUAUAAGGUGGAGGUGGCGGCACCAAAGGGGACUGUAGUCAUGGUAUCGCCGGACAAAAUGGUGUUUGGACAAAAGUAUGAAAAGCAGAGAUACUCUGUGACUACCCAUUAUUCAGGUGGCAAGAAUGGAACGGUUACAUUUGGUUCUAUUGUUUGGGCUGAAGUUAAUGGGAAGCACACAGUGAGGAGUCCUAUAGUGGUUUCCCCACUGGUAGUUGUUUGA